Molecule: messenger RNA, 3434 nt
Organism: Folsomia candida
Lineage: Eukaryota; Metazoa; Arthropoda; Collembola; Entomobryomorpha; Isotomidae
Product: atlastin
Exons: 4
Coding region: 163-1815 (550 amino acids)
Molecular function (GO): GTPase activity; GTP binding
Source: RefSeq, a predicted model, not a curated record
UACAGAAGUAAUUUCUUCAUUAUUCUUACUCAUACUUUCCCACGUGACGACAUAUCUGAAUUUUCCCUCCUGCUUAAAAUUCUGUAAAGGUUGCCAAAUAAUUUUCAUCGUUAAUUUGGAAAUUUCCUUAGUGAAGAAUUAUAAUUUGUAUACAAUUUCAGUAUGGCGCACGCUUCGAAAGGGGAGCCAAUCUCAAUCUUAAAGAUUGCCGAAGAUAAAGUCACGAUUGACGUGAACGCGAUAAAAUCCAUCUUUGAGAAGAUUGGCAACUGUUAUUUCGCCAUUUAUUCGAUCAACGGGCCCAAACGGACGGGGAAGAGUUACAUGUUGUCAAAUUUCAUUCGAUACCUGAACCAACAGAGUACUUCGAAGCACCAUGGGAACGACUGGGUUUUGAAUUCUGGAAACAUACACACUUUUCCCUGGAGAGGUGGAGAUGACCGUCAAACGAUCGGAAUUGACGUGUGGUCCGAACCAUUUUGGACGACACAGAACGGACGUCGAGUUGCCAUCAUUUUGAUGGAUACGCAAGGUUCCUUCGACGAUAAGACGACCCUCCAGCAGAACGCAAUCAUCUUCGCGAUCUCGACCCUCCUCUCGUCCGUCCUCAUCUUCAACAUUAUGCGCGACGUGGGUGAAGAUGUCCUCCAGUUCUUCCAAUUCUUCUCCAGCUUUGCGACCCUGACCAUACCGGAAGUCGAGGGUGCGACGGGGGACCGGGGGGCCGGUGCCUUCCAAAAGCUGAUCUUCCUCAUCCGAGACUUUCAAUUCGUACAGGACUACGAGUUCGGGUAUUAUGACGACAAGCACGUCCCCCAGGGGCAGGAAGUCCGGGGGAAGAAUUAUAAGAAGGAAAAGCUGGAUUCAAAAUCGAACCAACCCACGGAAGUGAGAUUCACGCAUGACCAGGUGGUCAAAAGUUAUCAGGACGUCGGCGUCUACCUAAUGCCCGAGCCGGACAAGGGCCUAAAACAACGCGACAAAGUGGACAAUCUAGACCCCGAAUUUUCCCAACACAUCGGCUUAUUCGUCCCCCUCAUGCUCUCCCCGGGUCAUCUCGUCACCAAAAAAAUGGGUGGCGUCGAGGUCACUGGGUCCGAAAUGAUUAAAUACGUCACCUCCUGGGCCACCCUGUUUGAAGGAGACGAUCUCCCCGAAAUCAAGAGCGUCUACCAUUCCGCCGCCGAGAGCCAGUUCAUCAUCGCGAAACAUUUGGCGCUUACUUUUUACGCGACUGAAAUGCAAACAUUUAUGCGCAAAAAUUCCGACGGGGUGGGCGACUCGUUACUCUCCAUGACACACGCAAACCUCGUCACCGAGUCGUUUGCCAUUUACAAAAGCAAAUCCAAACUUGGCGGGGCAAAUUCGGACGCCAAAUUUAAGGAAGAGUUCACCACCGAGUCGGUCCGUCUAUUUGACACUUUCCGCUCUAUUAAUCACGCCAACUUGACGGCCUCCAAGACUCGGGAGGAGCUGAAGGAGACGCAGGCGCGGUUCGAGAGGGACAUGCGCGCGCAGGAGAGGAGGACGCGGGAACGGGAAGAAGCCCAGGCUAAGCAGAGGGCCAAGAUGGAGGCCGACAUUGCGGCGGGAAUGAAGAAGAAUGAGGAUUUGCGGGAUGUUUUGGAAGAACAGAAAAAGGAGCGGGAACGAGAACGGGAGGAGGCGAAGAAAAAGGAGGCUGAAUUUGAAAAGAGGUUGGCCAGCGUAGCGACGAACCAGCAGCCGUCCUUUGUGGAUAUGUUGCCAGGAAUACUUGGAGGAUUGGCGAGCGUGCUUAUUCCUGGGUUAGGGGCAAUGGCGAGACGGCGAUAGGAAUGUUUUGUGGUGUUGGGGAUAAGUGUCAGCUCAUUUGCAUACAUAAAUCUUACGAUGCCCAUUUUCUCGGAAAUAUGGGGUUUUCGUGUUGAAUAUGUCAAUCGCGAAGGUGGCAAGACAUGCAAAUGAGGUGGCUAGCACAAAAGAUUGAACUACGUAUGUACAUAUACUAUAUAUCCACGAAGGUUUUAACUUUGACCGAAGUUAAGAAAUCUGAGAGACUAUAUGUACACCCUGUCAGUCUCAAAUUCCCCGGUCGCAUAAUUAAAAUCUUUCCGACAAUGAGGUGGUUAUUGCCAAUUUUGACCGGAUUAAAUAAUUGUUCAUGCUCAGAAAUAAGAAAUAAGCCGACCCGUAUUUUUCAUUUUCCAAAAUGUUUGUGGCCGAUUAAAAAAAUCAGGAUUUUUUAAGACGCUAUAACUUUUUGAAUUCUAGCCAUAUUUCCAAAUGAAACACAAUUUUCAUCACAAUUACUUUGCUGAAAUUAUAAAAACCCAUUUGUAAAAAUAAAAAAAUGAUGUAUUCAUACUAUUUAUAAAAAUCCAAAAAAUUGUGCUUAAUUUGUGAAAUCUCGUUAAAAUUCGAAAAGUUACAGCGUUUUAAAAAAUCCUGAUUUUGGUUGAAUUUUUUUUAAAUAUUCUGCCAUGGGCGAAAACAUCCGCAUUCUGGAAAACGCAGAAAUACGGUCCGCUUAUUUCUGAGCGUGAGCAAUUUAAGUCAAAAUUGGCGAUAGCCAUCUUAAACGAUCUCAUGGUGAGUCUGACAGUGGCGUCGUUUUUCGGAAUUAUACAUUUAUGAAAAAGUUUAAGCCUGCGUGGAAAGAGAGUAUGUUCGGAGCUUCAAAAUUCCCCAGUGGAUGACACCAAUGGUAUUGUACAAAGAUUAUCUUAUUUAUUUGAAUUUUAUUCUUACUUUAUGGGAUUUGCAUUGAAUAUUUAGUGCUCUUCGAUACAUGCAAAUACGAUCCGUCUUCUAUCUAUGCAUACAUAAAUAUAUAAUACAUUACUUGACAUGAUCAAAAGUGAAGUAAUUUUUUGUAUUUUUUACAUUCUGUAUGACAAUACAAUAUUAAUUAAUUAAUGUCAAUUAGAUCAAGCUCUAAUAAAAAUUACUUAGAUUAGUGUUUGUGAAAAUUAAUUGUAUGUAAAGAGUUAUGUACAUCAAUUGGCAACAUUCAAUAAUUUAAAUGAAUGUUUAAAUACGUACCAUUUAAGGAUUUAUGUGUGUAUGUAGCUCUAUACGUAUUUUGUUAGUAUUUAUUUACAUUGUUUAACACAAAAAAUAACAUUUUAUUGUUUAAUUAUAUUCAGUAAGUAUUUAUAUAUAUGUAUCGCAACAAAUUUAAUUACCUAAACUGUUAUUAAUUACUUUACCGGUGAAGUAAUACUCUACCGGAUAUUUUAAUUUAUAUUUAUAUUUGCUAUACAAAUUCAACAAGUACACACGUAUGUAUACUUAUGUAUGUAUCAAGCCGAAUAUGCAAAUAUGUACAAAUGUAUGAAUGAGUGUAUAGAUAAACGUGUCUUAGGAUUUAAUAAUUGUUAAUUCGUAAUCUAACUUUUUGACAUAAAAUGGAAUAAAUUUUGCAAUAAAGACUUUCCAGUCGAAAAUGAUUA